Nematolebias whitei (Rio pearlfish) is the source of this 1449-nucleotide messenger RNA. It is a transcript of the gene nkap, whose product is annotated as NFKB activating protein. Gene Ontology annotation, biological process: regulation of gene expression. Gene Ontology annotation, cellular component: nucleus. Lineage: Eukaryota; Metazoa; Chordata; Actinopteri; Cyprinodontiformes; Rivulidae. The coding region runs from base 131 to 1345 and encodes 404 amino acids. The transcript has 8 exons. The record is from RefSeq and is a predicted model, not a curated record. Gene Ontology annotation, molecular function: chromatin binding.
ACAUCGGAUCUUUUUGGUUACGGACGCAAUCAUUUCCUGUUAUUGCUUGCGUACUAAAAAAUUGCAGUACACUGAACAGCCAAAGUUAGCUCGUCUCUUUUCGUCCGUAAGUCUGCGGAGGUUGGACGGGAUGCCUCUGUCGGAUCGGUCGAGCUCAGACGGCUGCGAGCCUCGCAGUCCUCGGGCUCGGAGACGAUACCGCAGCGGGGACAGCGGAGAGCGCAGCCUCUCUCCGGACAGCUUCGGGCCCAAACUCCCGAAACCCCGCAACCGAGAGAGGGAGCGAGAAGAACGGGAGCGUCGCUUCAAAGAGGCAAGAAACCUCAGGCGAAUCCGCAUUGGAAGUCCCGGACGGAGCCGCUCCAGGUCCAGGUCCCGGUCCAGGUCUCGGGACCGUCAGAACCACAACAGCAACCAGAACCACAACCACUGGUCGGAGCAGCGGGACGCAGCUGGGAAACAUGGCAGCUUCAAAGAUGAUUAUUAUUACCAGCAGCAGAGGGACGACGUUCAGAGGCAGAGACAGGAGGCUUUUAUUGCCAGGCGUCUGCAGGAGAGGGAAAGGAUCGGGGAGCUUGGCUGUCCUGAAGUUUGGGGCUACUCACCAAGAGUGAAAGAACCAGACUCUGAUGAAUUCACACCAGUUGAAGAAGAUGAGAAAAACAAAAGCUCCGAAUCGAGCUCAGAAGAGGAAAAGAAGAAGAAAAAGAAAAAGAAGUCCAAGAAGAGAAAAAGCAAGAAGCAUUCGGAGGAGAGUGAUCUGGAAUCAGAUUCAGAUGCUGAGGAAGACGUAAAGAAGAAGAAAAAGAAGAAGAAGAGCAAAAAGUCUAAGAAGUCCAAGAAGAAGAAGAGGAUGAAGAAGAACCGGAAAGAAUCCAGUGACUCAAGCAGCGAGGAAUCGGAGGAAGAGGAGGAGGAAGGCAGUGGGGUGAUGUGGGUAGAGAAAACCUGCAUGGAUGAACACAUAGUUGGUCCUGAAGCACCACUCACUCAUACUUCACAGGAUGACAAGCCUCUGGAUUUUGGCCACGCGUUGUUGCCAGGUGAAGGUGCUGCCAUGGCUGAGUACGUGAAAGCGGGCAAACGUAUUCCAAGAAGAGGAGAAAUUGGUCUCACCAGCGAGGAGAUCGCAGACUUUGAGAAGUCCGGUUAUGUCAUGAGCGGCAGCAGACAUCGUCGUAUGGAGGCUGUGCGUCUGAGAAAGGAAAACCAGAUCUACAGCGCGGAUGAAAAGAGAGCUCUGGCCUCCUUCAACCAGGAGGAGAGGCGGAAGAGGGAGAGCAAGAUCUUGUCAAGCUUUAGGGAGAUGGUGUACAGAAAAACUAAAGGCAAGGAGGAGAAAUAAUUUGUCUUUUGUAUUUCCAAUCACAGGAAACAUUUUUCUCUUUGUUCUGUGACAGCAGUAGUUUUAUUACUGAGAGGUUUCCUACAUUAAAUUUUACUAAAAUA